UAUGUUGGUUUCGUGCAGUUUGUUGCAUUUUAGAAGAUGAUCAAAUUUUAAACAGUUCAAAUUACCUUUCGUGGUCAAAACCGUAUACGGAUUUAAGUGAAAUAGAUUUGCCCAAUUGCUGCAAAGGAAAAUAGGAUCAGAAUCAGUUGUUAUUGUUCACUAUAGACUGCAAUGGGUCUUCACAGUCAAAUAAAUCUGGUCAACACCACCAAUAGAAACUAUUACUUUCCAGGCGAAACUUUGAACGGAAACAUAGUUGUCACUUCAGACUCGGACGUAAAAGUGAAAGGUCUGAAACUACGAAUUCACGGAAAGGGAAAAGUAAAAUUUACGGAGAAAGAGCAAAGAUUUCAUGAUUCGAUUGGUGCACAUUCCAAUACUCUGAAGCUCCAUUCGCAGCAUACCCAUCAUCACCAUUCCACGUCUUCGUCAUCCAGUUCCGAAUACAUUGAUGUGGAAUACAGUGAGGAAGAAACUUAUCUGGAUAUUACGUUGAACAUUUUGGGCUAUGAUGGAGGCGAAUGGACAAUUAAGAGUGGCCGAUUCACUUACCCUUUCCAAUUUACUUUGCCAUUCGGAUUGCCUUCGUCAUUUGUUGGUGAAUUCGGAUCAAUUGAAUACUCAUUGGAGAUGGUGAUCGGUAAAUCCUGGGCCUUUGAUUACAAAUCGCUCGCAUUUUUUCAAGUUGUUAGCGUUGUUGACUUAAACGUUGAGCCUACGGCCCAAGUACCAAUCAUUGUUAAGGCGUGCAAAACAUUUGGUGUUAUUUUUCAAAGUGGACCAUUGGACAUCACGUUACGUAUUCCUAAAGGAGGUGCUGUUCCCGGGGAAUAUGUACCAUUCAUUGCGGAAAUAUUCAAUAAAAGUGACAGAACUGUGACGGAAUGCCUAUCCAUUCAUAAGGAAAUAGAGUAUAUUGCUCGUGGCAGACCACAUGUGGCAAGAUAAUACUUUAAGAGUGCCACAAAUCGAACCAUCAACAUUGGGACGAUGUCGCAUUAUAAAUGUCAAAUAUAAAUUGGUGCUGGAAAUGAAAGUGUCUGGUGUUGGAUUCAACUUGGUUGCAUCGUCUCCAUUGGUCAUUGGUAAUAUACCGUUUCGUAGUGUUUCCUAUCCCGUUCAGCCUACUAUCAGCUCCUAUCAACCAACUGCUCCCGAACUGGCAAGGGUCAACGAUGAUCCUCCACCGCCAUACACCGAAAAACCAUUGCCAACACAAUCUAAAUUAGUUGACGAUGACUUUGAGUUACUUUGAUCGCUAUAAUUUGUAUCCAACUUCAGCAAUUUAACCAUUUAUGUCAACGGGACGAACUUAACGUUUUUUUUUAAAAAAAAACUCUGUCAAAUAAUUUCGUUUUAUCAAUUUAAUGUGCAUUAUACGUC
Bradysia coprophila is the source of this 1383-nucleotide messenger RNA. RefSeq names its product arrestin domain-containing protein 3-like. Gene Ontology annotation, biological process: protein transport. Gene Ontology annotation, cellular component: cytoplasm. Lineage: Eukaryota; Metazoa; Arthropoda; Insecta; Diptera; Sciaridae. The record is from RefSeq and is a predicted model, not a curated record.